GUUUACUGCACCCCUUCCCGGGACACCGGAACGACUUAGGCUCAGUCUUCCGUUGGCCCGCUGAUAUCAACGCCCUUGCUGCUUCCACAGAGCACCUUGCACCUUCUGGCUCAGACCUCUGGACCUUCGUGGACACUCAAGAUCGCAGACUUGCCACAUCGUUCUCUCCCAGUGUUUCGCCACAUCCAAACGUCACAUGCGCAACUCAAGAUCACUCUGUACUGCCUUUCAAACCUAGCCUCCCGGAUUGGAUGAUCCUCACUGCGUCAAAGAUCUCAUGCUGGUAUUCGCAUAUCUCAGCCGUUCGGCAAUUCAUUGAUAGAGGAAAUGCCACUUCUGAGGAUGUCGCCAUUUUCUUGGAAGACGAUAUUGAUAUGGAAAAGGACAUCGAGAUAAGAAUGCGUCACGUCUGGACCUCUCUCCCGCCUGGGUGGGACAUUGUUUUGCUGGGUCACUGCUGGUCAAACGAAUCUUUCUACUCUGAACUUCCAUCGCCUCGGGCCGUGUCUCCGUUGUACGACCUGACCACACGCAUACACCCAUCUUAUUCUCCACGUUGCACUCAUGCGUAUGCCCUUUCCUUCUCCGGUGCCCGGCGUCUUCUGCAGCAUCUUCGCUACCCGCCUUUCGCGUAUUCCCGAGCUCUUGAUCAAGCUCUCAGUUGGCUCAUCGAAAGUGGACGCUUACGUGCUUUCAGUGUUGUUCCGAGCGUCGUCAUACAGCGGAAGGUCCUGUCGAGUGACAUAUUCCCGGGAUCCGGUGUAGGGAGUGCGUGGAGAGAGCAUUUAGUUGAUGGCGUGUUUGGAACGUAGAAGAACUGACAAUUUGUCGUCCGUGGUUUUCUGUUUAUCUGUCCUUUGUAUCGCAAGUCGUGUUUAUCGAUCUGUUGCCCGUGUCAUACUCCAGUCCUGUUUGCCAUUGCUAAACUGGCAAACUCCACGGUGCAGAGUGCGGGAAGCCUGGAUGCUGGAUGGCUCGUACACUGUCAACGCCUCAUGAUUUUCCCAAUUGCGCAUUAGUUGUGUCCUCCGAAUUUUCCACGUUGCUUUGUCCGAGACCGGGAUUUGCUACAGCUCUC
Molecule: messenger RNA, 1078 nt
Organism: Suillus paluster
Lineage: Eukaryota; Fungi; Basidiomycota; Agaricomycetes; Boletales; Suillaceae
Exons: 2
Coding region: 252-812 (186 amino acids)
Source: RefSeq, a predicted model, not a curated record